AUGAGUCACUCUUCAUUACACAGUGUCUAUACUGCUCUAGUUUUGGCUCUUUCCACAUCAUCUUUUGGCUUGAGUCUUACAUCGGCUAACUCCUUUGAAAGCAUACUCAAAAACGAAUCUCUCUUCACUCUUGCUGUUGCUCUAGUGUACUUUGGUGCUUUGUUUUCUAAUUUCUUCAUAAGAACUAUUCAUGGCUCAGAUAAAGUGAAGCUUGUAAUUGCAAACAUUCUUUUUGUUCUGGGAUAUUCUCUUCCAUUCCUGGGCUUUGAUUUUAAUAUUCUUGCUGUCUCCCGAUUUAUCAUUGGCACGGCCUUUGGCAUUGUAAAUGCCAUAGUUCCAUUAUACAUUUCCAAUAUAUCACCCCAAAAAGCCAAAACAUUCCUAACAACCCUAAACAGUGCUGGCUGUAGUUUGGGGAUAGCACUGGGUCAUUAUUUAAAUGUCUCGUUUGAUUCUCAUGCAAUUCUCAGAUAUAUCAUCCUAUUUACGGCUGUUCAAACUUUUCUUCUCAUAUUUAUCUUGCCAAACAAAGCUGGGCAAACCCAUUUUUUUAAUUCCUGUACUAACCUUUUUGAAAAUCAAAAAGCCUUAAAAGCACUUUUAAUAGCCUUGUCCUUACACAUUUCUCAACAACUCUCAGGCAUAAACUACAUGACUAUUUUUACGAAUCGUUUAUUUACAGACAAACAUGCAUCAGUAAAGUUUAAUUCAAUUGCUACUGCUGUAAUAUUUCUUUCAGGCUACAUUUUGAAUACGCUUGGUAAGCGCACUGCCUUAAUGUUCAGUGUCGCCUGUGUAAUUGGAUCAAUGCUACUCAUUCAAUUUAGGGUCUUGGAUGGGCUGUCUGUUAUUAUUUAUUUUAUUGGAUUUAACAGUGGAUUAAGCUCAAUACCUUGGACUUGCCUGGAUGAAUUAUUUGAAGAAUCAGCCUUGGAUUUUGGGUCCUGGUUUGCUAUAUCAACAAACUAUUUAAUGGCCUUUCUAAUGACUUACGGCGUGUCCCUUCUUACUAAGUUUUUAGGCAACUAUCACUUUUACUUUUACAUUGUUUCAAUGUCAAUAGCCUCUUUGGUAUUGUGGAUAGUGUACAAGCCAGAAUCCAUGCUCAAAACACCACAGUUAGAGUAA
Molecule: messenger RNA, 1128 nt
Organism: Vittaforma corneae ATCC 50505
Lineage: Eukaryota; Fungi; Microsporidia; Nosematidae
Exons: 1
Coding region: 1-1128 (375 amino acids)
Biological process (GO): transmembrane transport
Cellular component (GO): membrane
Molecular function (GO): transmembrane transporter activity
Source: RefSeq, a predicted model, not a curated record